Molecule: messenger RNA, 2254 nt
Organism: Spodoptera exigua (beet armyworm)
Lineage: Eukaryota; Metazoa; Arthropoda; Insecta; Lepidoptera; Noctuidae
Source: the annotation of a GenBank genome assembly
CUAACCUGUCAUUAAUGUCAGGUCAGCAAAAAUAAAUUGUCAACGCCAGCUGUUUUAGUGACUGUGCCGGUGAUUUUUUAAUUUUGUAUAGAUCUGAAAUAGGAGAAAUAUUUAAAAAAUGGAUGAAAUUGAAUAUAAGUUAAACACUAACAACAGUGUAUUGAUAGUCAAUGCAAUCGACAAGCUAAUAUCGACUAUUAAAUCCAAAUAUAAGCCGAUAGAAAGACAGCGAUUUGUAAAUGAAAAUGAGGAACUAAGGUUUUUGAGAGAAAAGUGUUCUUCAAAGGAUGCUAAGGUUAGCCUGACGGCGUGUCAGGGUCUGCUGGCACUGGUGGAACUCGGGGUCUUGGAAAUAGCCCACACAAUGUCCACUGUUGUUACUUUAUUGCCUAGCACACAUAACUACUCAGCUAUUAUAUCUACAAUGGCUGGUUUAUUGAUAUUGGACCUGAAGUCUCGCUUAGUGCCAGGCCACCAGUACAAAUGUCAGUUCACUCUGAAGUCUCCACAGCACCCAUUCAUCACAGUGCUGGACAAAAAUAAGGAUGCUGAAGGUGAUGUGCUCGCACAGAUGCAUGCAUUGUGCACCCAUCCUGAUUACACGGUGUCAUCAAAUAGCUUAGAGCUUCUGAGACCUGUGUUCUUCUGCCUGACCUGCCACCCACAGAGGGAAGGCAGCAUCAGACCUUGGCAACUGUUGCUUAGUUUACCACAGACAACAGCACAGUCCUCCCUACUCCUAGCCUGUCUCAGUUGUCAACAGAUAUACAACCCGGCCUCAAUAGAACGUUCAUUCGCGGCGUACAGCGCGGUCACUGAGGCGGCAGUUUACCAGCAACACCGAGAACAUGUCAUGGCUCUACUUCCCAUGCUUGCCAGGGUGUCCAAUCAACUUGUCAAAUUGGAACGAGACCCUCGUUCCUGCUACAACCUGAUAGAGCGGUGCUUCGCCCUCGACGCCCCCGAACUAAAGUCGGUCGCCGGCAUUACUCUAAUGCUCCUGGCUGAAAAUCUCACUGACACAUCCGCUCUGCACCUUCAUGAACUCUUCAAUUUAUGCAUAAACAUAAUCAGCAAAUACGAGUAUUCAUCCAUAUCUCUCAACGUCUUCGUGGCUCUCUCACUACAAUGGCUGAACCUUCCAUCCUACCUCACUGCAUCAGCUCUUAAAGUAGCCUCUAAAAUCCUGGACAUCUACCAGGAUAACUACAAGGAAGACACAAGACUCCACACACCGAAUCUUAAAGCCAACAAAACAUUCCAAUCCUUACUCUACACUGACAGUCAUCUCUCAAUCAUUUUCAAAUUGAACCAAAACUGGGAGCGAAUGAGAGAUAACCCGGACAAAUUAAAGAGCUGGCUUGAUUCCUUAUCCACAGUAAAUAAUGAAGUCAAAUUGGAAUUGCUACCAUUCUUACUGGGUAUGAUUUUAGAGAAACGCAAGGAGGCGUGGUAUGAAGAGAUUGUAGUUAAAGUUAUUAGGAUUGUAGUAGAUCUGGUUGAAUACAAGAAGGAGGUUUCUGUGCAGUUACUGUCUCUGUUAAUGUAUAAAAUAGCUAAUGAUAGAUGUCCUGUGGUGAGGUUGGAGUGUUUGAGGGCGUUGCCUUUAAUGGCGAAAACGAAGGAAAAUGUUCCAGUUAUCGUAUCUGUAUUGAAUAAGAUAAAGGCUAAUAAAGGUGCACCGACCUCGUUCCUCAUCAUGCUAUACACCAGUUUAGCAGAAACACAGGUGCGAUGUUUCCCAUACUUGCAAGAAAUGCUCGUAGACCCCGGGGUGGGCAAGCAAGAUGACUUGAAGUGGGAGCUCGACAUCGCUAAAGCGAUUGCUGUUAAUAGGAUUUGUGAGAUACGUCCCACAAGCCACGGCCUGGAGCUGGUGUCAGUGAUAUCGUCCCUGCUGAACCGUUGCGGGGAGCGCGGGGGCAGCGCGGCGACCAGCGUGUGCGUGGCAGCCCUGGCGCGGCUGUGGCGCGCCGCCGCGCUGGCGCCGCACUCCACGUGGGCAGCCCUGCAACCCAAGCUGGCCCGGGACACACGGCCUGCUGUGCAGAUCAGUAUCUGCAAGCUGCUAAGCGAGGUCCCGUCCCUGCGAGUAUCGACGCCGGAGUUCGAUCGGCUGGCCCGCGAGGGGGCGCGCCGCCUGUGGCAGUGGGUGGCGGACUCCAACGUGCCCGAAGUCGUCGAGGCUGCCUGCGACGCGCUCGCUAACUACAAGAUCGACGAUUACAAGCUUUGUGAUGUACCUGAGAUUUGA